GAAGGAAAGGAGGAAGAAGAAGCAGGCAUUGUGGUAGCUGAUGUGACAGAAAAGUGUGAUUCUUCUGCUGAUGCUUUGAUACCUGAUGAAGCACAGAACUUACCCAGUGUUGUGUCAGCUGAUACAACUGACGAGCCUUCUAAGAAGAAUGCUGGAAACUCUGACAUCCCUAAACUCCAUAAGGGUGCUGUCAUGUUAGUGGACAUGAAAACAGCCUGCCAUCAUCUUCAGGUAAAGAACACAGAAGAGAAACAAGCCACCAAAGUUAGUACUGCUGUAGAAAAUGAAGAAAUGAUUUUGUCAACAGCUGGAGCAUCUGAAAAGGAAAAUCCAACUUCAGUGGUGGAGCAAAAAGAAUUAGUACCACAGCAGGUGGAGAAGGCGGUGGAAGAAGCAGCUAGCGAAGGCGACUCUGGAAAAGACAUGGAAAAUGAUAGAGAAUUUCAGGAGAAGCAGUGUCUUCUUUCAGAGACAUCUGCAGACAAAGAGGAAGACUGUACAGUACAGAAUGCUCAACAGAGUACUCCAUUAGCUGAGGAUAAUGAGGGAAUGAGCCUAUACAAGGAAGAGGUGCCAUUGGUUCAAACAAGAGUUCUGAGAAGUGGCACAAUCACAAUCAUUGACAUACCAGGGCACAAUAUAAUCAGAAAAACAGAGGACCAACACAGUGAGGCAGAAAAGACGGAUAGGAAGACAGAGGGAAAGGCUAAGGAGGAGACAGUGGAAGGGGGAGAGGCGUGUUUAGAGCCAGUUGUAGAAUUACGGCAAGAAAAGGGAAUUGCAGAAGAAGCUAAUUUGGAGCAAAAUAUAACUGAACAGCAAUCAGAAGCCAUAACUGAGACAGUAGCAGAUAAGGUAGUACAUGUCUCAGGAGAGGUCCUACAAGAUGGAGAAGAUGUUGGGGAGAAAACAAUGAUAGUAUUUGAAAAAGUGGAGAAUGUAGCAGACCUAACAACUGCUGCAGAUAAUUCAAAAGGAGGAGCACCUGAAAACCAAAAUGAAACUGCUGCCGACUCAGCCUUAGUUAAAAUCAAUGAAGAUGAGAAAAUACUCACAGUGGAUGAGCAGCAAAGUGAAAUAGUGGCACUUAAGCUGACUGACCUCCCAAGAUUGUCUGUAGUUUUAGUUGACCUGAAAAAAUCCCAACAUGGAGUCCAGGCAGAAGCAAAUGUUGAGCUGGCACAGGAGGAGUCAAUUGUUGAAAUAUCUGUGCCAGGUUCUUUUGUAGUGAUAUCUGAACCAAGACAAGGUCUGAAAGAAGAGGAAACAUCAGUUGUCAAAACACAAGAUCUGCAUGAUGGAAAGACUGCAAAAGCUAUACAUGGUGACGAAGACAUGGAGGAAGAAAAAAGCACUGAAGAAGAUGAACCAGCAAAAGAAACAAGACUUUUAAGGAGCGGAAGGAAGUCUACCUCUGCUACACCCAGACAUAAAUCCAAAAGAGCCCGUACACAACCUCAGACAGAGCAAAAGUUAGAAACUGAAGAAGCUGAACUAUCUGAAUAUAUACAAAUUGAGGAAACCAUUGCUGAGGAAACACAGGACAACCAAGAAGAGAAAAUGGCAGAAAAGGAAGAGAUUGAAUCUACAACUCAAAAAGAAGACAACAAAAAGUCUGAAGCCCAAAACACUGACGAAGACAAAAGCACUGAAGAAGAUGAACCAGCAAAAGAAACAAGAGUUCUAAGGCGUGGAAGGAAUUCUGCUUCUGCUACACCCAGACGUAAAUCUAAAAGAGCCCAUACACAACCUCAGACAGAGGAAAAGGAAGUAAGGGAACACACUUCUUCAGCUGAAAAGAUGCAAGUUAAAGAAAUAAGUGCUGGAGAAUUACAGAACAACCAAGAAGAGACAAUGGAAGAAAAGGAAAACAUUGAAUCUACAACUCAAAAAGAAGACAACAGAGACUUGGAAGCUGAUGUGGAAACAGUAGAAAAUAUUGUAGAAGAAUCAGUCCCAGAACAAGGUGCAAGCAAAGACACUGUCAAAGACACAGUAGCUGAUGAAAGUCUUAACAGCAUACAAACCACAGAUAAGAUACAAGCUACUGAUGAAGAAGCAUCAGCUGCCAAAACAACCAUUCUAGAGAGUGAUCGGAAGACAAUGAAAGCUACACAGGAUGAGGAAGAGGAGAAAGACACUGAAGAAGGUAAACCAGUAAUAGAAACAAGAGUUUUAAGGAGUGGAAAGAAGUGUGCUGCGACAAUAUCUAGACAUAUAUCCAAAAGAACUUGCAUACAGUCUCAGACAGAGGAAGAUGAUGUAGAGGAAGGAACUGCUCCAAUUGAAAAGAUACAACUAGAAGAAGUCAUUUCUAAAGAGACACAGGAUAAGCAAGAAGGGAUGAUAGACGACAGUGAAAAGGCUGAUCCUGCCACUCAGAAAGAAGACAAAGAGUCAGAAACUGAGGUGGAAAAAGAAGCUGUGGCAGAAGAAUCACUCUCAGAACAAGGCACAGUAGAAGAGACCCCAGCUACUCAAAGUGUUGAAGACCUACCAACCACAGAAGAGGCAAAGGCUACCGAUGAAGAAGACAUACCAGUUAUUGAAUCAAGAGUUCUAAGGAGUGGUCAAAAGACACUGAAAGCUACACAGGAUGUCCAAGACCAAGACACAGAGGAAGACAAAAGCACAGAAGAAGAUGAAUCAGCAAAAGAAACAAGAGUUCUAAGGCAUGGAAGGAAGUCUGCUUCUGCUACACCCAGAUGUAAAUCCAAAAGAGCCCAUAAACAGCCUGAGACAGAGGACAGAGUAGAGGAAGACACUGCUCCAACUAAAAAGAUACAGCUAGAUGGAGUCAUUUCUAAAGAAAAACAAGUUAACCAAGAAGAGAAGACAGAGGGCAGUGAAAAGGCUGAUGCUGCAACUCAAAAAGAAGACGCUGAAGAGACAGAAAUUAAAAUUCAAAAACAAGCAGCUGUGGCAGAAGAAUCACUCCCAAAACAAGGCCCAGUAGAAGAGACCCCAGCUAUUCAAAGUGUUGAAGACCUACCAGCCACAGAAGAGUCAAAAGCUACUGAUGAUGAAGACAUAUCAGUGUUGGCAAGAAGAGUUCUAAGAAGUGGCCAAAUGACAGUGAAAGCUGCACAUGAUGACCAAGACACUGACGAAGACAAAAGCACUGAAGAUGAUGAACCGGCAAAAGAAACAAGAGUUCUAAGGCGUGGAAGGAAUACCGCUUCUCCUACACCCAGACGUAAAUCCAAAAGAGCCCGUACACAACCUCAGACAGAGGAAAAGGAAGUAAGGGAACACACUGCUUCAGCUGAAAAGAUGCAAGUUAAAGAAAUAAGUGCUGGGGAAUUACAGAACCAAGAACAGACAAUGGAAGAAAAGGAAGACAUUGAAUCAACAACUCAAAAAGAAAACAACCAAGACUCAGAAGCUGAUGUGGAAACAGUAGAAAAUAUUGUAGAAGAACCAGUCCCAGAACAAGGUGCAAGCAAAGACACUGUCAAAGACACGGUAGCUGAUGAAAGUCUUGACAACAUACAAACCACAGAUAAGGAACAAGCUACUGAUGAAGAAGCAUCAGCUGCCAAAACAACCAUUCUAGAGAGUGAUCAGAAGACAAUGAAAGCUACACAGGAUGAGGACAAGACAAAAGAAAAAGACAUUGAAAAAGGUAAACCAGUAAUAGAAACAAGAGUUCUAAGGAGUGGAAAGAAGUGUGCUGCGACAAUAUCUAGACAUAUAUCCAAAAGAACUUGCAUACAGUCUCAGACAGAGGAAGAUGACGCAGAGGAAGAAACUGCUCCAAUUGAAAAGAUACAACUAGAAGAAGUCAUUUCUAAAGAGACACAGGAUAACCAAGAAGAGAUGAUAGAAGACAGUGAAAAGGCUGAUCCUGCCACUCAGAAAGAAGACAAUAAAGAGUCAGAAACUGAGGUGGAAAAAGAAGCUGUGGCAGAAGAAUCACUCCCAGAACAAGGCACAGUAGAAGAGACCCCAGCUACUCAAAGUGUUGAAGACCUACCAACCACAGAAGAGGCAAAGACUAUAGAUAAAGACGACAUCCCAGACACAGAGCAAGACAAAAGCACUGAAGAUGAACCAGCAAAAGAAACACGAGUUCUAAGGGGUGGAAGGAAAUCUGCUUCUGCUACACCCAGACGUAAAUCCAAAAGAGCCCGUAAACAGCCUCAGACAGAGAAACAGGAAGAAACUGAAGAAGCUGCUCCAUCUGAAUAUAUACAAAUAAAGGAAACUAUUGCUGAAGAAACAAAGGACAACCAAGAAGAGAAGACAGAAGACAGAUUAAAGGAUGAGACAGAGGAAGAUGACAUAGAGGAAGGAACUCCUCCAGUUAAAAAAAUACAACUAGAAGAAGGCAUUUGCACAGAGACAGAGACACAGGAUAACCAAGAAGAGAUGAUAGAAGACAGUGAAAAGGCUGAUCCUGCCACUCAGAAAGAAGACAAUAAAGAGUCAGAAACAGAGGUGGAAAAAGAAGCUGUUGCAGAAGAAUCACACCCAGAAAAAGGCACAGUAGAAGAGACCCCAGCUACUCAAAGUGUUGAAGACCUACCGACCACAGAAGAGGCAAAGACUAUAGAUAAAGAGAUCCUAGACACAGAGGAAGACAAAAGCACUGAAGAUGAACCAGCACAAGAAAUAAGAGUUCCAAGGGGUGGAAGGAAGUCUGCUUCUGCUACACCCAGACAUAAAUCCAAAAGAGCCCGUAAACGGCAUCAGACAGAGAAAGAGGAAGAAACUGAAGAAGCUGCUCCAUCUGAAUAUAUACAAAGAAAGGACACUAUUGCUGAAGAAACAAAGGACAACCAAGAAGAGAAGACAGAAGACAAAUUAAUGGAUGAAACUACAACGCAGAAAGAAGAUGACAGAGAAUCAGAAACUGAGGAAGCUGUGGCUAAAUCAAUCCCUAAAAACGAUCAAAUUGAAGAACGAGAAGAUGAAACCAAUGAAGAGGAAAAAAUUUGGAUUAAAAUGACAGAUACGGAGACAAGUACUGAAAAGGGGGAUUUGGAAUUAGAUACAGAUCAAGAGGUAGAGAUAGCUAGUCUUAAUCAGGAGGAGGAAGAUGAGCAGAGUUUGUCUGAAGAAGAUAAACAGAUAGUGAUUCGAGGGAAAGUCUUAAGAGGGAGAUCAGUACCUUCAAUAAUCGCACCGAAAUACAGACGCCACAGUGCUAAAGUUCAGAAGGCAAAGGAGUCUUCCUCUGAUGAAGACCCUGAACGUAAACCUAAGAGGAGGCAGUCACCUAAGAGGAGUCCCCAAAAGAGGCAAAGCUCAGAGAUAACUCCAAAUCGCAGGUCAAAACGUCACAGAAUUUAG
This is a messenger RNA of Sphaeramia orbicularis (orbiculate cardinalfish), 5295 nucleotides long. Its product is annotated as microtubule-associated protein futsch-like. The record is from RefSeq and is a predicted model, not a curated record. Bases 193 to 5295 code for a protein of 1700 amino acids. NCBI's taxonomy places the organism in Eukaryota, Metazoa, Chordata, Actinopteri, Kurtiformes, Apogonidae. The transcript has 2 exons.